Drosophila busckii is the source of this 4677-nucleotide messenger RNA. It is a transcript of the gene Rfx, whose product is annotated as DNA-binding protein RFX2. The transcript has 11 exons. The record is from RefSeq and is a predicted model, not a curated record. NCBI's taxonomy places the organism in Eukaryota, Metazoa, Arthropoda, Insecta, Diptera, Drosophilidae. The coding region runs from base 363 to 3224 and encodes 953 amino acids. Gene Ontology annotation, biological process: regulation of transcription by RNA polymerase II. Gene Ontology annotation, molecular function: DNA-binding transcription factor activity, RNA polymerase II-specific; RNA polymerase II cis-regulatory region sequence-specific DNA binding.
GAUAAGUAUUUGUUGUUGUUGCUUGCGCUUGUUGCCAAGGUAACUCAAAAACGCAAACACAACAAAGUUCGAUCUUUUCGUGUGCCUUAUACCUACACAUGUAUGUGUAUGUGGAAUACUUCCUUCCGGUCUAAUUUGUAUACCAAUUCAAAGCUAAUACGCUAUGAGAUACCUCGAUCAGGACACUAACCAGAACACUGGGUGAUAAUAAAACUACAAGCCACAUUUUAUACAUGCUGCCUUACUAACUACUAGCUAAAUUAAACCACCACAAUUGCCUUAGAAAGAAAGAGGGAGAGAGAGGAACCGAGCUUAACUAGUCAACGAAUUUUAGAGCCAAGUCUGCCAAAAACUUACAUGAGAUGAGCACACGUUUGGCAACGCAACGUCAGUUUAUUAUCUCGAGCAGCGCCGCUGUUGAGGCUGUUGAUAUCAUUGAAGCGGAUGCUGAGGAGACGCAGCAGCAGCAGCAGCAACAACAACAACAACAACAGCAGCAGCAGCUGGUCGCCAAGACAACAACAACAACAUCGACAACAACAGGAGUAACAGCCACUGGGCAUCUGUUAAGCGUAGCGUCCAGCACUCCCUCACCACCGAGUGUGCAUGGCGAGCAUUAUGAGUUUUGCACCGAAGACGGUGUUGUUGUGGCUGCCACAUUGGAAGAUGUCAUGACACAGAAUUGCCAAUUGUUGCAAAAGAAACUGAGCGACGCCAUUGAGGCUAAUGACAAUGGCACAACAAGCUCGGAGCAACAACAAUUGGAGGUCAUCAGUGUGGUGCUGCCCAUGGAUACGAGCGAUUCCAGCGAGGAGGCGCAUUUGCAUGCACAUGUGCACUCUGUAAGCGGCGAGACCAAUGCCACAGCAACAGUCACAGGCGGAGCCAAUGGCAAUAGGAAUAGCAAUAACAAUACUAGCAACAACAACAACAACAAUACAGCCACAAUACAUGACUUGGCUGGUCUAAGUGCAAUCAAGGAUAGCGUCGAUCUGGCGCAACAAGUGGCCAAUGGCCAACUGACCGUAGUGCAGACUAGCGAGGAUGAUGAUGGCACACCAUUUAUAACGGUUACAGUUUCCGGUCAGGAGCAAAACUAUCAAGUGCAAUAUGUGGACUCGGAAUUGUACCACAGCAAUUCGAGUCAAACGCAAAUGACAUAUCCGUUUUGCCCUGUAGGCGAUUACCAGAGCAGUGGUCAGACAUAUUACUCCACAACGGCGGCGGCAGCGGCGGCGGGCAACUAUGCAACGGCAACGGCUGGCGGUGCGGUGGGAAGCGCGCAUUCGACAACGCUUCCGUAUUUGGUGCCCGUGGAGGAGAGCCUGAUAUUGAAUGGGUCAUCGCAGUCGCAUAGCCGCGACUCGCCGCACAGCUUGACGGUGAGUAGUAGGAAGCGUGAGUGCGAUAGUGUGAGUGGGCCAUUGACAUUGACUAACCAUUGGGCGCAACUGCAGCAUGAGGUUGCCUACAUACAGGAAGCGCAGAGCACACCGCAGACGCCCACAUCGACAACAACAACGCACUCGGCCAGCGGCAGCAUUGGCAAUGGGCCCGACGGGGCGUCGCCCGACAGUGACCAGAGCGCCCUGGGCAACAGCAACAAGAUUGCCUCGGCAACGAUCAAAUGGCUGUCGCGUAACUACGAGACGGCCGACGGCGUCAGUCUGCCACGCUCGACGCUCUAUAACCACUACAUGCAGCACUGCAACGAACAGAAGCUGGAGCCAGUGAAUGCAGCCAGCUUUGGCAAGCUGAUACGCUCGGUGUUCUCCGGCCUGCGCACACGUCGCCUGGGCACGCGCGGCAAUUCGAAAUACCAUUAUUAUGGCAUUCGCAUCAAGCCCGGCUCGCUGCUAACACACCAGACGAUGGAGGACAAGUCAAUGCAGGCCUUUAGCACCACCCAUGCAGGCGCCCAACUUAUCAAUGUCAGCAGCAGCGCCGGCAGCCAUCAGCAGGGCGGCGGCUCCAAUGGCACCACCAAUGGUCUUGCCGCAAGCGCCAACCAGCGCGCUGCAGGCGCCAAAAAGCACAACUUCAAACCGGAGACCUACGAGACGUGCAUACAGUACAUUGGCGAUGGGGCGGGUGCCAUGCCACAAUUUCCGGUGAUUGAGCUGAGCCACAGUUUCCACAGCGAACUCACGCUGGACGAUGUGGACACAUUCCGUGGUCUGUAUCGUGAGCACUGCGAAUCGUUUCUGGAUGCGGUGCUGAAUCUGGAAUUUGGCACCGUUGAGUUUUUGCUGCGCGACUUUUGGCGCACCAGCGACAACAACAAUCUGGACGAGUGCGAGGAGGAGAAGUAUUUGAGCAAAACGAAGCUCUAUCUCUUGUGCCACUGCGCAGAAGUGCAAAAGUUUGUGCGCGAGGUGGACUAUCAGUUCUAUCAGAACACUGUGGAUGUUAUCAUUCCGGACGUGCUGCGUUCGAUACCAAAUGCUCUGACGCAGGCCAUACGCAACUUUGCCAAGAAUCUGGAGCUGUGGCUCUGUGAGAGCAUGCUGGGCGUGCCGGAGCAAUUGGCGCAGAUUAAGACAACCGCUGUGUCGGCAUUCUGUCAAACCCUACGCCGUUAUACAUCCCUCAAUCAUUUGGCACAAGCGGCACGCGCUGUGCUCCAGAACGGCGCACAAAUUUCACAAAUGCUCAGCGAUUUGAAUCGCGUGGAUUUUCACAAUGUGCAGGAGCAAGCUGCCUGGGUUAGUCAGUGUGCGCCGGCGGUGGUGCAGCGUUUGGAAAAUGAUUUCAAGACGGCACUGCAGCAGCAAAGUUCGCUGGAGCAGUGGGCCAGCUGGCUGCAAAUCGUAGUCGAGUCUGCGAUGGAGGAGUAUACGGGCAAGCCGAGCUAUGCGCGUGCAGCACGGCAAUUCUUGCUGAAAUGGAGCUUCUACAGUUCCAUGAUCAUUCGAGACUUAACGCUACGGUCGGCGUCCAGCUUCGGCAGCUUCCAUCUCAUACGCCUGCUGUUCGAUGAGUACAUGUUCUAUCUGGUGGAGCAUAAGAUAGCCGAGGCGCAACAGAAGACAGCCAUUGCAGUCAUAUGCGAGCGCAUGAAGAAAGAAAUGGAUUUUGAGUUUGAAUGCCAGUUUGCGUACAUCACCAGCGACGGCGAGCAGACCACAAACACUAGCACUGGCCCCCACAGCAACAAUGUGGCCACAUCUGGCGCCGUAAACAGCACGCCCGGCAACGAAGCCAAACGUCUCAAACAGGAAUGAGUGUGGCAUGGAGUUCCCCGAUGCUAUAUUAAGUUGCUAUAUUUAAUAGUAUAUUGUUAUGUACCCAGAAAUCAUCAGAAAUCAUCAUCAUCAUCAUGCGCUGCAAUUAGUCAAAACGUAUCAAAGAUUAACUCUCACUACAGCUGUGCAUUUAAUAGUCAAACAAGUCUGCAUGUCUGCAUGCAUGUAUUUGGUUUUAGACAUUAGCUCAUAGGCAUCUACAUCUAUCUAUCUACAUAUAGUAUAGGGUAUACAAUACAUUGUAUAAUUAAAAUAUUAUUGCCCACGCAUAAAGUGAAGAACCGUCCAGGCAGCAAGCGCAUCCAACGCCCUGCGAGCGUUAGCCUUGUCUGUUUAUGAAUACAGUGUAUUCCAUUGGAAGCAGAAGCAGAAGCAGAAGCAGAAACUGAAACUAAAACUGAAAAAGAAACACUUUAAUUUAAGUCAGGUAUUUGUGUCUAAAAUAAACCGUAAUAUUUAAUAUUUGUUUAAAGUAAACUUAAGAGAGCGCAACAGUUUUGUCUGGUUUCAACUUCAGAUUGUACAGCAGCAUGUACUUACUUACAUAUAAAAAAAUAGUUUUUAAAAGAAACACACACAUGUAGAUGCAUGCACCAGCAACAACACUUCAUUGUGUAUAGUUAUAGUUAAGCGAAAGUGCUCAGCUCGUAAAUGGUUUGCUCAAUUGGCUAUGGAGAAUGUAAAGCGGAGAGUGGACAGUGAAAAGUGGAAAGCGUAAGCUACGUAAACAACAGGCCUUAAAUGUGCAAAUAUCAACACUCAAUUUAUUACAAUACAAUACAAUGCAUAAAAGAAUUUUGAAAUUCAAACUUAUAUACAAAGUAAGAAUCUACAGUGAAGGAUAGAGAGAAAUAUUUUAACAGAGGCGCUUAAUAAAGUAUUUUAUGCCAUUUUUAGGUAUUUACUCAACAAGCAACAAAUACAAAUACAAAUACAAAUAUAAACAAAAAAGAAACUAUCUUUUAUAAGUCAAACGGCUACAUACAUCUAUAAGAAAUGCAACGAAAAACAAAUUCUAGUCUUAUCAACAACAUUAAGUAUGAGCACCUUCAAGCAUAAUCGUUCGUAAUUCGGCUCUUGACGAAUUUACCAAGCUCAGACUACUGAAUAUGUGAUUCACUUUAACACAAAGUCUAUUACCAAAGUCAAUGCUUGUUGUGUGCUUCAAUAAUUUAUGCUAAUCCUUGUGUAUUCAUUCAAAUUUUGUACUUCUGUCCUUUGAAAUCAACAAAAUCUGCAUGUUUCCUCAAAAAUUGUUGUACUAAUUUAAUUUUAAGAUUUGACUUUUAUCUAUGUUCUCUAACUGCACAAUUAAAGAUGCUCAAUGUCAUUGCGUUGUGUCGACUAGAGAUAUAUCUAUCUAUAAACUUCAAUUUUAUUGCUCAAACUACAAAAAUAAGCUGAAACUUGAGCUUUAUUGGUUGUUAAAAUA